AUGGUCCUGCAGCGCUUCAUGACGUCGAUGUUGCUCCAAGUCCGCACGCACCGCUCCAGCAUCUACUCGGCCGACAAGUCGGAGAAAGCGCAGUCGAUCGAGCGCAGUGCGACAGUGCCGCCGCGCACCGUCCUGCUCCGCCUCGUGCUCAACUCGUCCGAGUUUUUGCUUGUCGUGCUCUUUGUCGCGUCGAUCGGGGCUCUCUACUUGACGGGGCUCUGGCAGCGACAGUCGACCACGUCGGUGCCAGCGUUUGCGCGCGACUGGUCGCUUCUCGAAGCCAACUGCGUCCUCACAACAGGCGGCUUUGACGCGGCGACGUGUGCUCAAACACGAGCCAUCGCCGAUGCCAUGCACACCAUUGCGCAGACUCUUGUGCAUCAAUUGCCCUCAACGCCCGUGCACGUCACGACCUGCGUUAUGGGCGCGAACGACGGCUUUGGCGCAAUUCUACUCGUCUUUUCUCCGCUAUGGUCGCAUUCCGUGUCGUGCGUCCCGUCAUCCGUAGCAUCGUCCGUGCUUGGGCUUGCGCUUCUUGAGACAGCGAUGAACAAUUCAUCGCCCGUCUUUCUACUCUCGAGCUACAUUGACGCCACGGACAGCGCCAGCGCAACCCGCGUCGACUCCGUUGAGAUCUCGGUUCUUCAAGGUAUCCUUGUGCCAACCAUUUUGCACUUGGUCAAUGGCGACUUUUUCCUCACGCUGGUUGGCUGGAGCGGCGUGCUGCACCGCCAUCCCGCGCUCACGUUUGACUUUGUAUCGGGCUUGGAGCGCCGCCGCCUCGCGCUGUUUUUCUGCUGCUCGUGCGGCUUCCGGCGCUCGGGUAUGUCGAGUGGUCUUCCCGUCUUUGCCAUCUACUGCGGCAUCCUCGUCCUCCAGCGGCUGCCCGCUCCGCCGUGCUGUCGCGGCCGCGCCAUUCGAAUUUUGUCGCCACUCAUGAUGCUCGGGACGCUCUUCUCGAGCGUCAUAGUUAACUGUGGAUACCAAGACGUAGCAGCGACACUCCAAAACCCGCUGUGGCGCCGCCCGGUCGCAUCGGACGUGGCAGUGUACUUGCCCAACAUCGGCAAUCGAUCCGAGCCUUUUGCUCUCGGUGCGUUUGCCACGUUGGAGGUCCCGGCGGCGGCGUCGCUCUUGCAGUCGACGGUCCUCGCGUGCCUCUUGGGAACACUGGCACUCAGUAUUUUAUUUCCAAUGCUACUCAAGCGCCGUCUUCUUUUGGACAUGCGCUAUUUUGCGAGAAACGAAUUUCUGGCGACCCAGUUCAUGCCAUCGUAUGUGACAGGGCUCGCCUUGUACGAAGACGACUGCAUCAAAUAUGGCGCUAAGCUCUUCGCCAAACCAAGCACGAUUGCGCUCCUCGGGCAUGCGAUGGUCAAGGAAGCACCCGUGACGCACAAGAUUGCUGUUGUUGCCAAGGACACGCCUGGCAGUGCGCGCGGCGACCAAACGCCCAACAGUGUGAUAAGCAUCAUUUCGGUCUACGACCUUGUGCCGUCGCUGCUGCCCCACGCACUCCUCCCGCUGCGCGUCGUGGCGUGGAUCGACAACUACCAAUACAAGCCGGCGCCACCGAAUACGACGCUCAACAAAACGACAUCGUAUCGGCCAACCAAAGGCUCGUGCGUCAGCUGA
Molecule: messenger RNA, 1635 nt
Organism: Saprolegnia parasitica CBS 223.65
Lineage: Eukaryota; Oomycota; Saprolegniomycetes; Saprolegniales; Saprolegniaceae
Exons: 3
Coding region: 1-1635 (544 amino acids)
Source: RefSeq, a predicted model, not a curated record